AUGCAUGCUAUUUCUAGAUCACACCAUGAAUUGAAAGCUGUGGACAAUUGUCGAUAUCCCUUUGCAAAGAAGGCUGAUCUAAUCUGCAUCAAUCCUUUUCACUAUGAACCAAUUCACGCCAAAGCUCCGCCACUACCACCUGUUGUGGUUAACAAAAUGGCUGGAUAUUAUCAAGUGACUCCGUCAGCCAUCGCUGCGCUGACAAAUCAUGGUUUCGGAGCGCAGAAUUUGGAAGAUGUGAGUCAAGAGGAUCAGUUUGUUGUCAACUGA
This is a messenger RNA of Strongylus vulgaris, 270 nucleotides long. Lineage: Eukaryota; Metazoa; Nematoda; Chromadorea; Rhabditida; Strongylidae. The record is from the annotation of a GenBank genome assembly.